AUGGACUCGCUUGCUAGGAAAAUUUCAGCUGGUCUUCUGUCAUCUGCUGUUAGUAGUGGGUUGGUUGCUGGUGUUGCUUGUGAUGUUCCUGAAGAUGUUGUGUACACUGAUGUACAUAAAGCAGUAAGAAUCGGGGACAGCGUUGUCCUGAAAUGUCAGUUUCGAGGGACACCAUCAGCUGUCUACUGGAAGAAAGGAGAUGAUCCAAUGCAUGCACCAACCCUGGUCUCAUGGAUUACAGGAGACCCUGUUACAGGAUCAUGUGAAGGUGAAAAGCUGUGUCAGAUCAUGGAGAUGAAUGCAGAGUUCUCCUUAAUCAUCAAAGAAGUCAGCAUUGUAGAACAAGGACGAUAUGUAUGCAGGGUAGCAAACUACAAGGGGAUACCGAUACACAACUUUACAGACAUCAGUGUUUUUUCUCCCCCCAAGGACCCCUACCCAAUCAUCAAUGAAUGUCAAAUGAUCUCUCCAAACUACACUAAAACUCCCUGUAUUAUUUCAACGAGUCAAUCAGUCGAGAUAAGCUGCUCAGCUUCAGGUUACUUUCCAGAUAUUGAUCUUUACUUUCUACAUGGAUCCACACGUCUUUACACGAAAGACACGAUUGAAGUUACGAAUCUUGACGGGACGAAAAACAAAACCAUAUCCACCAUCGCUACAGCCAAUGAAAUCAGCUAUGUUUGUUUUGCGUCUAUUCCUGGAUCGCAAGAGCAGAGAACGACAACUGUUUUAGUUAACCUACGAACAAGCUCUUCUCCCAUGCCUGCUGGAUCCAUAAUUCCGAUUGACAAGACAGAUGGAAGUGUGGCUAAAGUUGUUGUACCAGUUAUAUUCAUCAUUCUAUUGGCUGUGAUCUGUAUUUCAACCGUGCUGUGGCGUCGAAGGAAACAACAGAGGCGUCAAGGUAUAUACAUGGACGCCACGGUGGUCUAUCAACCGUCUUCGCUGGGAAAAAUAGACGGUAUAUACAUGGACGCCACGGUGGUCGAUCAACCGUCUUCGCUGGGAAAAAUAGACGGUAUAUACAUGGACGCCACGGUGGUCGAUCAACCGUCUUCGCUGGGAAAAAUAGACGGUAUAUACAUGGACGCCACGGUGGUCGAUCAACCGUCUUCGCUGGGAAAAAUAGACGGUAUAUACAUGGACGCCACGGUGGUCGAUCAACCGUCUUCGCUGGGAAAAAUAGACGGAAUUAUUUCUUAUUUCGAACUGGAAAAACUUGUUGAGAAGUUUGACAAUGGAUCUUUGAGUCUUAUUGUGGCCGAGUUGAUAGAGGAUUCCAAAGGAGAGCUGGAGUCUGAAAGUACGAAAGCUGAUCUCUAUAAAUACUUGUGCAAAUGGAAGGAGAGCUCGUCUGGGAGUGCCACUUUGCUCUACUCUGCAAUGGAGAAAAAUAAUCUUGAAAAUGAAGACUUCUUGGCAAGCAUAGACAAUGCAGUUUCUGAUGACGACUUGGAGCACAUUUGUUGGCACGUUCAUAGCUGUGGAAAGACGGUUCAACCCAUAGUAGAUUCGUUACAAUAUUCAGACACAAACAGUACCAAACUUGCAGAUAAUAGCCACAUCUCAGCACCAUCCAGGUGUGAAGAAAUUUGGGAUGACCUCAAAAUUAUGAAGAGAUGGAAAGCGAUGUCAGCCGCGAAAUCGUACAGAGAUGAAGAUGAACUUCAGAAAGCUAGAAAGAUAGGCUUCAAAAGCAAACAUACAGAACUAAUGCCGUCAAAUCAGAUGAUACAACUGUGUCGUGCUUUAGAGAAAGCAGGAAGGACGACUGGAGAUAGCGACGGCCAGGUGUAUCAUCAACUAUCCAAAACAUUUUAUAAGAUUCGAGGGGAGUACAAGAGCGAACUGACAGAUGAGGUCUUGAAGGAGUUUGCUCUCAAUAUCACCAAACCACACUGCCAGAUACUUGGAAACACUUUCAGACUUUCUGCAGACGCCACAGCUGCCAGGAAUGAAGAAGACCUUGAGAUGUUCAGGACGGACAUCAUGCUCAAGGAGUGGGUGCUGGAUCAAAAGUGCAGUAACUACGAAAUCAGGCGCAGAUUGAGACAAGCAGCAGAACAGUGCAACCGCCCGUAUAUCUCAGACAAUUUCAUCAGGAAAGAACAGAGUGAAGUCAUGACAUCAACCACGAAGCUGCCAGCAUGUCUGACAGUUACAAAUAAAAACCAGAGUCCUGGAGCCAGUACAUCAGAAAGAGUCCAAUCCAUUCAGUAG
Molecule: messenger RNA, 2220 nt
Organism: Strongylocentrotus purpuratus (purple sea urchin)
Lineage: Eukaryota; Metazoa; Echinodermata; Echinoidea; Camarodonta; Strongylocentrotidae
Exons: 14
Coding region: 1-2220 (739 amino acids)
Cellular component (GO): plasma membrane
Source: RefSeq, a predicted model, not a curated record